CCGGAAGUAAAAUCAACCGCAGGUCCGCAGACAGCAGGGGGAUCCUAAUGUUUUCUUUUUUUUUUUAAGUAUAUUGUCCGUUGGCUAAAUUUUAGAUAGGCUACAUUACGUUUUUAUUAUAUGUACGUACUAGGUUGGAAAGUUCAUUCGUAUUCUAUCUCUGUUAGUUUGCUUGCAAUGAAUGUGUUGAAUUAUCCAGGGCAAGAUAGCUAGUUGACUAGCUGUUAUUGCUGCUCAUAGCUAACGUACCAGCUGGUUUUGUGAUUCUAAAACUGAUCCUGCUGUAUCAAUCUCUGUUGGAUUAGGAAAGAGUCAAAGCGUCGGUAUGUUUAAAUUCAAAUAUCAAGGGAGUGUGAAAGAUCUGGCGUCUCUCGAUCCAAUGACCAGUCGCUGCUCCCGCCUCAACCACCUACUGCAGGGAAAGACAUCCAACCAUGGCCUACAGGGUGGGGUGAAUGUGACGAGGGAGGAGCUGUUGGACGCUCUGCUCCUUCUCUACCAGGAGUGCUCUUCCCCAGACCUGAUGAAGAUAGAAUAUGUGGCCAACUUUGUCAACAAGUACUCUGAGGUGGUGUCAGAGUUACAUGAGUUGCAGCCUGGGUUGCGGGACUUUGAGAAGCGCGGGGUGGUUGGACGCGGCCGCUUUGCUGAAGUACAGGUGGUCCGAGAGAGAUCCACAGGAGAUGUGUGUGCCUUGAAGGUCAUGGAGAAGGCAGGCCUGCGCUCCAAAGAAAAUGUGUUCUAUGAGGAGGAGAGGAAGAUACUGGCACUGAGCUGCAGCCCCUGGAUCCCACAGCUCCUGUAUGCCUUCCAGGACCAAGACAAUGUCUACCUGGCGAUGGAUUACCUCCCGGGUGGGGACCUGAUGGCCCUGAUGAACAGAUAUGAGGAGCAAUUUGAUGAGGCCAUGGCCCAGUUUUACCUGGCCGAACUAGUGGAGGCCAUCCAUGCUGUGCAUCAGAUGGGUUUUGUCCACAGAGAUGUCAAACCAGAGAAUGUGCUCAUUGACCGCACUGGGCACAUCAAGCUGGCAGACUUUGGUUCAGCUGCCAAGCUCACUGCUAAUAAAAAGGUGUUUACCCCCAGGGCACCUGUCGGGACGCAGGACUACCUGUCCCCUGAGGUGUUGGGGGCUAUGAACGGGGGGUCCCAGUGUAGCUACGGCCUGGAGUGUGACUGGUGGUCACUAGGGAUCAUCGCCUACGAGAUGAUCUACAUGAAGUCUCCGUUCACCGAUGGCACCGCCACCAAGACCGCCCACAAUAUCAUGAACUUCCAGCGUUUUUUGAAGUUCCCCCAGGAUCCAAAGGCCAGUAAGCACUUUGUAGACCUGGUUCAGAGUCUACUCUGUGGAGCGCAGGAGCGGCUAGGCUUUGAGGAGCUCCGUUGUCACCCCUUCUUCUCCACUGUGGACUGGAACAAGCUGAGACAAGCCCUCCCUCCCUUCGUGCCGACGCUCCGCGCCGAAGAUGAUACCUCCAAUUUUGAGGAGCCUCCGGAGAAGCCUCGGCCCCGGCGAGCGGAUGCCCAGCGAGACCCCCUGCGGCCGGGCUUCCAGGGCCAGGACCUGCCCUUUCUAGGCUGGUUCUUCAGCAGGGCGUUGACAGCGCUGGCCAAGUCUGAGUCAGUGGCUUCAGGCCUCAACUCUCCUGCCAAAACCAACUCCAUGGAGAAAAAGCUUCAUAUUAAAAGCAAAGAACUUCAAGAAACUCAAGACAAAUGUCACAAGAUGGAGCAGGAGAUCUCUAGGUUUCAGCGCAAGAUGACUGACCUGGAGUCAGUUCUGCACCAAAAGGAUGUGGAGCUCAAAGCCUCUGAGAACCAGAGGACCAUCCUGGAGCAGGACCUGGCCACCUACAUCACUGAGUGCAGUAGCUUAAAGCGCAGCCUGGAGGCAGCCCGUGUGGAGGUGUCUCAGGAGGAUGACAAGGCUCUGCAGCUGCUGCAUGACAUCAGAGAGCAAAGCAGCAAGCUGCAGGAGAUCAAGGAGCAGGAGUACCAUGCCCAGCUGGAGGAGAUGCAGGUCACCAUCCGGCAGCUGGAGGAGGACUUGUCUGCCGCCAGGCGCCGUAGUGACCUGUAUGAGUCAGAGCUCCGAGACUCCCGGAACACCAGCGAGGAGCUCAAGAGGAAGGCUGUGGACUACCAGCAGAGGAUCCAGAAGGCGAAGGAGCAGGGUAAAGCUGAGGUGGAGGAGCUCCUUUCCAAACUGGAGAAGACCAAUGCGGAACAGCAAGUGAAAAUCCUGGAACUCCAAGACAAACUCUCCAAGGCGGUGAAAGCCAGUACAGAAGCCACAGAGCUGCUGCAGAACAUCCGGCAGGCUAAAGAACGUCUGGAGCAGGAGCUUGAGCGGCUGCGCGGCAAGGCCGACCCCAGCGACUCCCUUCGACGACGUCUCAGAGAGACCGAGGAGGGCAGGAAGACCCUGGAGAACCAGGUGAAGCGUCUGGAGAUGGUGGAGCGACGAGAGAACAAGCUGAAGGAUGACAUCCAGACUAAAUCCCAGCAGAUCCAGCAGAUGGCUGAUAAGAUCCUGGAGCUGGAGGAGAACUUGAGGGAAACCCAGUCAACAGCCCAGCGGAUGGAGGCUCACCUGGUCCAGAAGGAGAGGCUCUAUGAGGACAAAAUUAAGGUUCUGGAGGCCCAGAUGAAGGUGGACCUGGCAGACAAGGAGAGCCUGGAGUCCAAACGGGCCCAGCACGAGGAAGAGGCCCGGGAGAAAUGUAAACUCCUCAGUGAACAGAAAGCGACCAUCAACGCCAUGGACUCCAAGAUGAAGAAUCUGGAGCAGCGGAUCACCGAGCUCUCUGAGGCCAACAAGUUAGCCGCUAACAGUAGCAUCUACACUCAGAAAAACAUGAAAGCCCAGGAGGAGAUGAUCUCGGAGCUGAGGCAGCAGAAGUUCUACCUAGAGUCCCAGGCGGGGAAGCUGGAGGCCCAGAACGCCAAGCUGGAGGAGCACCUUGAGAAAAUGAGUCAGCAGGAGCAAAGCAAGAGGAGCCGUCUGCUGGAGCUGGAGACCAGACUCCGAGAGAUGGGCCUGGAGCACGAAGAGCAGAAGCUGGAGAUCAAGCGCCAGGUGACGGAGUUGACGUUGUCGCUGCAGGAGCGGGAGUCCCAGAUUAGCGGGCUGCAGGCAGCACGCCACGCCCUGGAGAACCAGCUGCAGCAGGCCAAGACAGAGCUGGAGGACACCACCGCCGAGGCCGAGGAGGAGAUCACUGCCCUCAGGGCCCACAGAGAUGAAAUCCAACGCAAGUUUGACGCCCUGAGAGACAGUUGCUCAGUGAUCACAGAUCUAGAGGAGCAGCUGACCCAGCUGAGCCAGGAGAACGCCGAGCUGAACAGACAGAACUUCUACCUGUCCAAGCAGCUGGACGAGGCCACGGACGAGACGGACGACCGCCUGCAGCUGGGACAGGACGUGGACCGCCUCCGCCGCGAGGUGGCCGACCGAGAGAUGCACCUCAACAACCAGAAACAGAACAUUGAGACUCUGAAGACAACGUGCAGCAUGCUGGAGGAGCAGGUUGUGGAGCUGGAGAGUCUGAAUGAUGAGCUGCUGGAGAAGGAGAGACAGUGGGAGGCCUGGAGGGGAGCCCUGGAGGACGAGAAGAACCAGGCCGAGAGGAGGACUCGAGACAUGCAGCGCCUGAUGGACAACGAGAAGCAGAAUAGGUUGCGUGCGGACCAGCGCAGUACCGAGUCCCGCCAGGCGGUGGAGCUAGCGGUCAGGGAGCACACGGCGGAGAUCGUGGCUCUGCAGCAAGCCCUGAAAGAACAGAGACUGAAGGCCGAGAGUCUCUCUGAUACGCUGAAUGACCUGGAGAAGAAGCACGCCAUGCUGGAGAUGAACGCCCGCACCCUGCAGCAAAAACUGGAGACAGAGAGGGAGCUGAAGCAGAGGCUGAUGGACGAGCAAGGCAAGCUACAGCAGCAGAUGGACCUACAGAAGAGCCACAUCUUUCGUCUGACACAAGGCCUGCAGGAGGCUCUGGACCAGACUGACCUGCUGAAGACUGAGAGGACCGACCUGGAGUACCAGCUGGAGAACAUCCAGGCUGUUUAUUCUCAUGAGAAAGUCAAGAUGGAGGGCACCAUUUCUCAGCAGACCAAGCUGAUUGACUUCCUCCAGGCCAAAAUGGAUCAGCCCACCAAGAAAAAGAAGGGUAUCUUCGGGCGGCGGCGGGAUGAGCUGGCGCCCAAUGGGAACGGGGCUGGGGGUUCCGGGGCCCAGGCCCAGCCAGCACUGCCCAUGCAGUACAGUGACAUGAAGGUGGCCCUGGAGAAGGAAAGGACACGCUGCUCAGACCUGGAGGACGCCCUGCAGAAGAUGAGGAUAGAGCUGAGAUCACUAAGAGAAGAAGCGGCCCAUUUUAAAGCCUCAGAGCACGCCCCGGCCACGCCAGCCUCCGCCCGCCAGCAGAUCCUCAUGUCGGCCAUCGUCAAGUCCCCCGAGCGCCAGCCCAACCCCAGCAGCCUCCUGGCACCCUCUAGCUCUGCGCGAUGCAAGGAGAGCUCCACGCCCGAAGAGAAGCGAAGGGUAACUUUUGAAAAGUACGGGCGUCGCGUGAAGGAGAGGAUGCACCACAACAUCCCCCAUCGCUUCACCGUGGGACUCAACAUGAGGGCCACCAAGUGUUCUGUCUGCCUGGACACUGUGCACUUUGGACGCCAGGCCGCCACCUGCCUAGAGUGCAACACCCUCUGCCACCCCAAGUGCUCGCCCUGCCUCCCUGCCACGUGCGGCCUGCCGGCGGAGUACGCCACCCACUUCUCAGAGGCGUUGUGUCGGGAGAAGGCCAGCUCCCCUGCCCUGCAGCUCAAAGAGGCCGCUGGCCACGUUCGCCUGGAGGGAUGGAUGAAACAACCCAGGAACUCCAAGCGUGGCCAGCAGGGCUGGGAGAGGAAGUACGUGGUGCUGGAUGGGACCAAGGUGUCCAUCUACGACGCUGAACCCAGAGAAGACUCUCUGAAGCCAGAGGAGGAGUUUGAGCUGUGUCUUCCUGAUGGAGAGGUGACCAUCCACGGAGCAGUGGGAGCCUCGGAGCUCAUCAACACGGCCAAGUCGGACACCCCGUACAUCCUGAAGCUGGAGUCUCACCCACACACCACCUGUUGGCCAGGCCAGUCCCUGUACUUCAUGGCUCCCAGCUUCCCAGACAAGCAGCGCUGGGUGGCUGUCCUGGAGUCAGUCGUAGCCGGCAGCAGGGGCUCCAAGGACAAGGUGGAGGCUGACGCGACAGCUGUUCCUAAAAGACAGAAGAACCUCUCCCCACUGGUCCAGAAACUGUUGGGUAACUCUCUGCUGAAGCUGGAAGGAGACGACCGACUGGACAUUAACUGUACCCUGCCCCUCACCGACCAGAUAGUUUUGGUUGGCUCUGAGGAGGGUCUGUAUGCCCUGAACGUCAUUAAGAACAGCCUGACUCACAUCCCCGGCCUGGCCUCCGUCUUCCAGAUCCAGAUUAUCAAGGAGCACGACAAGCUGCUCAUAAUUACUGGGGAGGAGCGGGCCCUGUGUCUGGUGGAGAUCAAGAAGGUGAAGCAGUCUCUGUCUCAGUCCCAUCUCCCAGCCCAGCCAGAUCUCAGCCCAUACAUCUUUGAGACCGUCAAGGGAUGCCACCUCUUCUCCUCUGGCAAGAUUGAGAAUGGCACGUGUAUCUGUGCCGCCAUGCCCAACAAGAUCACCAUCCUGCGCUACAACGACAGCCUCAAUAAGUUCUGCAUCAGGAAAGAGAUUGAGACGUCAGAGCCCUGCAGCUGUAUCCAUUUCACAGGCUACAGCAUCAUCAUCGGCACCAACAAGUUCUACGAGAUGGAGAUGAAGCAGUUCGUGCUGGAAGAGUUCCUGGAUAAGAACGAUGUGACGUUGGCCUCGGCCAUCUUUGCGGCCUCCUCCCACAGUUUCCCCAUCUCCAUCAUCCAGGUCACCCAGGCACCGCAGAAAGACGAGUACCUGCUCUGCUUCCACGAGUUCGGGGUGUUUGUGGACGCAUACGGCCGCAGGAGUCGAAGUGAGGACAUCAAAUGGAGCCGUCUGCCUCUCUCGUUUGCCUACAGAGAACCCUACCUGUUUGUGACCUACUUCAACUCGUUGGAUGUGAUCGAGGUCCAGGGCCACUCUGCUCUAGGGGCCCACUCGUACGCUCACCUGGACAUCCCCAACCCACGCUACCUGGGCCCAGCCAUCUCCUCCGGAGCCAUUUACCUGGCAUCGUCCUACCAGAACAAGCUCCGGGUCAUCUGCUGUAAGGGCAACCUGGGACAGGAGGGGGAGCUGCAGAGGAAUGGCUCUGGACGCAGCCCCAACAAGCGUGGGCCGCCUUCCUACAAUGAGCACAUCACCAAACGCCUGGCAGCCAGCCCCGCGUUGCACAGUGACCCAGGCACGCCGCGCCGCUACCGCGAGGCCCGCACCGAGUUCCGCCGCGAUAAGUCGCCUGGCCGCCCACCGCACUCAGUGGAGAGGGAGAAGUCUCCCAGUGGCAGGAUGAUGAUGGAUCCCCGUCUGGCCAGGUCUCCAGGAAGGGCCAUGGGGGGGGACCUACGCCUCGACCGCUCUCCAGGGAAGUUGAUGGACCGGGACGUGAGGAGGGAGAGGUCACCCGGCCGGGGGUUCGAGGAGCAGCAGCCUGGAGUUCGCCAGAGACUCCACACCAGCUCCGGUCGCACUCCCCUCACCACGGUCAACAAGGUGUGGGAUCAGUCAUCUGUUUGAGUGACAGCAGCGCUACAUCAGUUAGAAGAGUGACAUCCCCAGCACAGCACAUCACUCAGUUCUUACCAGGGUUUGGGAAGAGGAGCGGGGUCAGAAUACUGCAUCACCUAGAGAGCCCAAUAGGAAAAGCAGCUAAAGUGUUGAUGACCUACUGUCAAAGCUGAAUGUCAUGUGUAUGGGUUUUUACUAGAAUAAAUAAUUAAAAAAAAUAAUAAUGUUGAUAUACAUUAACAAAUAAAAAAAAGUAUCCAUCAUUUAAAGUCAGCAAGGACCAAAACAUAACAUUUGUCACAAACACUGACAAAAACGCUUGGAAUAUCUGCAAAAUUACAUCCUGGAAAUAGCACUUACAGAUGAGGCUUCAGAGUUUAGAAACACAACGAAAUGUUCUUCUGGAUUUGCUCUCACCCUGUGCAUAUCAGCUAGAUCAGUGGUGGGCAUCUCCUAGGGAUGCAGUGUGUGCAGACUUUUGUUACAGCCCAGCACUAACACACCUCAUUCAAAUAAUCAACUAAUCCUAGUCUUUGAUUUACAUCAAGUGUAAUUAGGUGUGUGUGUUAGAGAUGAUAUGGAAUAAAGUCUACACACACACAGCGGCCCUCUAGUAUUGGUCCAUCCCUGAGCUAGAUGACUACAGCUGACACACUAAAACUGCGCUACCCACAAUCCCCAGCACCAGCUGGCUCUCGGGCCUUUAUAAAUCAUCACGAUGCUAUUUGACACUGUAAAUAGGCAGACUUAGGUUUAGUCCGAAAUUGCACCCUACUCCAUAUAUAGUGCACUGCUUUUUUCAAAAGUAGUACACUUUAAAGAUUAGGGUGCCAUUUCAGACUGAGCCUGACUUUUUAUAGAUACUGAAAGGGAACCUCAAGGCUGGAAAAGCCACGUCUAUUUUUGUUAAAGAGAAAAGUGAUUGUUGUGUGUCCUCUUGAAUGUCAAAUGAAUAAUAUUCUUUUAAAAACGUCCUUUAUCGAGUGAGCAUUUUGCCCUGGUCCCAUCUUGUGUAAUGCACUUCCACACGCAAAAGCAAACUUACAUGCGGCUUGAGAAAUCAUGAAGCUUACAACCCACUACUACCCAUACUUGAAUAUUUCUUUUUUUACCCCAAUCUCCCCUUACCUUGUGUAUACAUACCCUCGAAAUUGUUGUUUAUGAUCGAUCGGUGCAUAAAAUAAUGUUCUUUGAUUAACUGAUUCUUAAGGCAUGGAUGUACUUAAAUGAGAAUGGAAAAGACAUAUCCUAUGAUCUUCAACUUCAUUUCAGUGAACUACAUGCGAUUCGACACUGGAGCAUGAGCGAUUAAAGAAAGAAAAAUACAUGUUUUAGUUAGCCUUCAAUUUCCAUUUUCUUUCAAAUCCUCCUGAGCUAUUAUGAGCGACAUUUUCCUACUGCUAAACACCUCUCAUGCAGCAAGAACAAAUAUAGUAUUUUCAGUCACAUAAGCCUACUCUUUAUACUUUAAUAUAUCUACUUACUUUUGAUUUACUUAUUCUUGAAAUUUAAAAAAAGAAAGAUCUGUCAUUUUUUUAAUGUAUUUAUAUUCAACCAAAUUCAGUGUAGCACUGAAAGGUCACAUAGCAAAUGCUUUUGGAACAGAUUUUGGCCUACAUGUGCAAUAAGAAAGCUUUUGCUCACAUCCUCUACACACAGAAGCAGACAUUUUUCAUUUUACUCAGCAUCAGGGUGGGAGUGAACAGGGUUGUAAAUCGAUUUUAAUUUCACGCUUGCUUAUCAAUUUACCAUCUGCUAUGUAAGUCCAGCCUUCUACUGUUUCAGAUUUCAGAAACUUUUGCUGGAGCAAAAUACCAGUGAUGCACAGAUAUUUUGAGGAUUCGGUUUAGACGAGGAACAUGUCGCCCUGUGCUCGAUAUGAAGAUAUUGAUGUCUUUCAAAUGCUAACAAAAGAUGUACUAGCUUUCCCUGUAGAGUUUUGUCACACAAUAUUAAACAUAACCACUGUCUUUAA
Molecule: messenger RNA, 8690 nt
Organism: Oncorhynchus kisutch (coho salmon)
Lineage: Eukaryota; Metazoa; Chordata; Actinopteri; Salmoniformes; Salmonidae
Gene: cita
Product: citron rho-interacting serine/threonine kinase a
Exons: 48
Coding region: 326-6724 (2132 amino acids)
Biological process (GO): protein phosphorylation
Molecular function (GO): ATP binding; protein serine/threonine kinase activity
Source: RefSeq, a predicted model, not a curated record